Molecule: messenger RNA, 288 nt
Organism: Tremella mesenterica DSM 1558
Lineage: Eukaryota; Fungi; Basidiomycota; Tremellomycetes; Tremellales; Tremellaceae
Exons: 5
Coding region: 1-288 (95 amino acids)
Biological process (GO): P-body assembly; mRNA splicing, via spliceosome
Cellular component (GO): U4/U6 x U5 tri-snRNP complex; Lsm1-7-Pat1 complex; U6 snRNP
Molecular function (GO): RNA binding
Source: RefSeq, a predicted model, not a curated record
AUGGAGCAAGUUGCAGCGGGGACCAUAUCGGAGCCUUUGGAUUUGGUCAAGCUCUCCCUUGGCGAACGGGUAUUCAUAAAACUUCGUGGAGACCGUACUCUCACCGGCAACUUACACGCUUAUGAUGCCCAUAUGAAUUUGGUCCUUUCUCAAGUAGAAGAGAAUAUCCAUAUAGUUGAUGUUGGCGAAGAUGGAACGGCGGCACCUCCCCGUAUCGAAAGAAGAGGUUUCGAGAUGCUUUUCAUCAGAGGAGAUAGUGUCAUACUAAAUGACCACAGUGACCAAUAG